AUGGCGGCGGGCUUGCGGCGACUGGCGUUCGAGGAGGGGGGCGGGAUGCGAUGUGCCGUGCUGGGCCUCGGCGGCGUGCCCGGGACGCCCGCCCGUGCUGCGCCACGGCUGAGGCUUGCGAGAGCGGCGGACGCGCCGUGCUGCGAGAUCAGCGCCCCGCGUUUGUGGCGCCUGCGGCGGUCCAGGCUGGCAAUGUCGCGCGGACCCCUCCGGAUGUCGGCAUCAUUGGUUGGUUGGAAUCGGGGCCAGAAACUCGCGCUGCCACCGUUUGGGCGAUUGUGGGGUUUGCAGGGAGGCAAUGGCGGGGUCAAGCUGCGGGCUGUGCUCCCCAUCGGGUGA
This is a messenger RNA of Ostreobium quekettii, 339 nucleotides long. NCBI's taxonomy places the organism in Eukaryota, Viridiplantae, Chlorophyta, Ulvophyceae, Bryopsidales, Ostreobiaceae. The record is from the annotation of a GenBank genome assembly.